AUGCAAUUCUUUCUCGUCUUGUCGACCCUCCUCGCAGCGACCAUCUCCACGGUCCUGGCGUUCCCCACCAGGCGCGCCGAUUUCAACAACACCCGCAUCGUCCAGCUCCGCCUGUUUGGCGUUCCAGGCUGCUUGGAGCUGAACGAAGGAGAACUGGGCAUCUACGGCGACGCCCUCAACCAAUGCCUGACCUGGAGCGACGUGACUGUGCAGUCCGUCAGCUUCGAGGGCGGUGUCACGGGCUAUGGUGUGCAAAUCUUCAACGAUGACACCUGUACUUCCACCCCGUACAAUGUGACCACCCCCCAAUGCCUGGACGACGCGUCGGGACUCGCAAGCUACAAACUGGUGGCUGUUUGA
Messenger RNA from Aspergillus saccharolyticus JOP 1030-1, 360 nucleotides. RefSeq lists its product as uncharacterized. The record is from RefSeq and is a predicted model, not a curated record. The transcript has 2 exons. Bases 1 to 360 code for a protein of 119 amino acids. NCBI's taxonomy places the organism in Eukaryota, Fungi, Ascomycota, Eurotiomycetes, Eurotiales, Aspergillaceae.